Microplitis demolitor is the source of this 1257-nucleotide messenger RNA. Its product is annotated as protein Abitram. Gene Ontology annotation, biological process: regulation of actin filament polymerization; regulation of filopodium assembly; dendrite morphogenesis. Gene Ontology annotation, cellular component: lamellipodium; filopodium tip; dendrite. Bases 420 to 1163 code for a protein of 247 amino acids. The transcript has 3 exons. Gene Ontology annotation, molecular function: actin filament binding; actin monomer binding. The record is from RefSeq and is a predicted model, not a curated record. NCBI's taxonomy places the organism in Eukaryota, Metazoa, Arthropoda, Insecta, Hymenoptera, Braconidae.
AUAUGUAUUCAUAUUUAUAUAUGUCCAUACCACAUGGGUUAUAUCAUUACGAAAUAAAAUGGUAUUGUAAUGAAAAAUUAUAAAAAUUGAUAAAAAAACUAAAAUAUUAAAUAAUUUGUGAAUGAAAAUAUGUCAGACGAUUAUCAGCGAUUAGCAGUUCAUUAUUCGGCGUGCAACGAGCAUUUUUUUAACACCCAAAAGUGUGAAAGAGAAUAUCCGCUUCGACGAGUAAUUGGGGAGUGUACACAAUAUUACGUUGAUUUACAAAAGUGUAUAAGACGUCAAAGGAGAAUUCAACAAGAAGCAAACAACAAAUUAGCCAUAGAAAGGAGAGAAAAAAUAAAACAAAAAUUAGCUGAAAAUAGAGAGAAUUUAAUGUAAAAGUACAGUUAAUUUUAUUUAAAAUAUAAUAUUACAAAAUGGAUGAUAUCAAUGAGCAGGAUGAUGAGAUGGAAGUAAAAGCUGAGAAUGAAAUUGAGGGAAAGGAUGAAGAGAUAGAUGACGGUGAUGAUGGAUAUGAGUUUCCUCCUGAUGACAAUGUCGUUGACAUGCUGGAUGAGGUGCCACUGGAUCAAGAAUUAAAGUGCGUAACUGACAGAUAUUUUACUCCAUACUACAAACUAGAUGCGCAAAAAAAAAAUAAUGAUAUCUGUAUUAGAAUACACAGCAAUCGUAUCUGCAUGAUAUCUUUGGCGCCAAGUCAUCCGGUCAUGCAGAAAUGUAAUGAAAUAGAAAAAAUAAAUUUUAAAGUCACUGAAAAAUUGGACAGGGCGUCUAAUAAAGUAUCAGGUAAAGGCAAACAUGGCGCGCAGCCACUGCAGGAAAACUCAAAUAUUUGUUUCAUCACUCUGACAAACGGGGAAACCUGGCCUAUAAAAUGUUGCAUGAUUGGUAAAUUGAUUGAAGUUAAUCUGGAGCUGGUAAAUAAUCCUCAGCUGAUUCGAGAACUCCCUCACAGGGGAGGAUAUCUUGCUAUCGUGUUACCAAAUAUUAAAGUCCACGAGACGAUGAGGGACAAACUUCUGGACGAAGAAAGUUACCUGAAAGCUGUUGCUCAGCGGGAAGAAAAUCCUGAUAUUGAAAACAGCAAUGCAAUUAAACGAGGGAGGAAUGACGGGGACGCGCCAGAGAGAGAAGCAAAAGUAAUAAAAACUUUAGAGUAGAUAUUUUUGUUUAUUGUGUAACAUAAAUCAUGUGAAAUAAAUUAAGCAUUUGUACUUUAUUCACUACACAGUAAAAUACAUAUUUAUAAUUAUU